AUGGCGGAUCUCGAAUUCUCAGCCGAUAAUGCGACUCCGGUGGUUCCGCUCACGUCCAUGUGCAUUGUCGCCGAUAAAAAUAAGUCGCCUCGCGGUUUUGUACCGGUAAAUUUUCUAUUUUUGUUUAAAAGCGAUCAAUUCGUUCAGAUUGUGAAAUGCCAAGACGACCAAAGCGAUGCGGACCUCUGGAGAGACGGUUUCUUCACAAUCAACCGACAAGUGCGCUAUAUUUGCACGAGCUCCGAGAUUCCCGAUUCGAAUAUCAAAGUAUGAUUCACAGUAUGUCAAAGCGUUUAUUUAGCAAUCGAUUAAUUGCAGACUGCCGUACAAGUCGUUACCAAUAUCAUAAUAGUACGCGAGUCUGACCCCAUUCCGCACGGUUAUGUGGCUAUUGAUUACACCGCUGACAGCAGUAAGUGGUUUUCACACCAUUUCGAUACUGAGCAACCUAUUCAGGAGAAAAAUCACUGCGCAAAAAGUACGUCUGCAUUCGAACAGAGCCACGAGAUCGCGUCGUUGAUGCCAUCAGUGAAAUAAUAAUUCUGGGAAAGACGAAAAAGAUUCCGAGAGAUUAUACUUCUGCGGGGUAAGUAAUUCUUUUGAAAAUGUAAAGUUAGUUUCUAUUUCAGAGAAAUCGACUCCCUUCUUGUCUGCUAUAAAGUGGUGCCGAUUCCACAAACAUAUGGUAUUCAAACCAGUAACAGGUAAAUAAAAAUGUGAUAAUGCAAGACAUCAAGGGCUGUUUCAGCGCAUCAAUGCUGGAUAACAACAUGUCCAUGGGCGGGCUCUACCCCGGCUUGCCUCCUCUUUCGAGCUCUACACCGUCUAGUCUGGAUGUCACUGGAGCAUCCCAUUCGUCUGCGUUCACCAUGAAGGUCCGUUUACUUUUUCCCAAAACUCCCAAAAACUUUUAUUUGCUUAGAACGUCGGUGUCCCUCGUGUGAAGGCGAUAGAUGGUAUCGACUUCAAAGUUAAUCCCAGUUUUGUUCAAAAUGAUACCAGCUCUUCUUCCCAGCUUCCGGAUCUCUCCCAAUUCGUAAAUUUGGAACAUCGACAACUGGACGAAAAGUACAACUACAGUUUUGCCACAGAACGAGCUGUUCUUUCCUGA
This is a messenger RNA of Caenorhabditis sp. 36 PRJEB53466, 1111 nucleotides long. Lineage: Eukaryota; Metazoa; Nematoda; Chromadorea; Rhabditida; Rhabditidae. The record is from the annotation of a GenBank genome assembly.